UUGACAUUACUAACUUUUUGACAGAUAUUCACUUUUCUACUUUAGUUAUUGUUAUUAUGAAGAUUAUUUUAUAAACAAUAAUGAAAAACUAUUUGUUUAUUUUACAAUGCAAAAGCUGACAAAUGAUAACUGGAUUAUAAGAAAAAAAUUGCGACUUCUCCAAAAAAGAGCUGUGGAAAAAGGCUUGGAUGGAGAAUUCUUAAAACAGUAUAAUUACAUAUGUAAUUUAAAUAAUGAGACUGUAAUAAAGGGAACACGUAGAAAGUUAAUAAUAGCAUUGGUGACAAUCUUUAUAUUACUAGCGAUUUGUGGCAGCUUCUCAAACAAUAUUAUAAGCUCAAGAUGUUUGUUACCUAGUAAUUACUUGGUUUGGGAGGCGUCGCGGCCCAUGGCAGAUUGUACCUACUGUGAGAAUGUUAUGAAACCAAUUAUAUUAUGGAACAUUACACGUCAGAAUUUUGCUAAAUAUUCAUAUUCAUCUAAACCUAUUAUAGUCAAGAAUGCAAUCACACAUUGGAAAGCAACUAAAGAGUUUAAUUUUAAUACAUUUAAAAGACUUUACCAAGAAACUACAGGAAGUUAUGAGAGUCUUGAAGAUGGGUGUCAAUUUCUAAACUUUAAAACAGAUUUAUUCACAUUAAAGGAAGUAUUUGAUAUGCCAGAGGCUCGAGUGAGAAAUGAACCGGGGCAAAAGCCUUGGUAUGUGGGAUGGGGCAAUUGUCAUCCUGAUAUAUUAGCAAAAGUUAGACAGUAUUAUAGUAAUCCAGAGUUUUUACCUGAUGAUGCUGAGUUUCCAGCCACAGAAAAUAUAUUUUUUGGAUAUGAAAUAGGAGCAGUAAUGCAUCUGGAUUAUAUACCAAGACUGAUGUGGCAAGGACAAGUACAAGGGAAUAAAAUAUGGUCAGUAGCACCCGUGCCAGAGUGUAAUCAUGUGUGCCAAAAAUUUCAGUAUUUUGUGGAACCUGGGGAUGUUGUUCUACUGGAUACACGGGUUUGGUAUCAUGCGACAACAAUACCAAAAGGAGAAUUUUCUUUAACAGUACAAUCAGAAUAUGGAUAAGUUUAUUGGUUUAAUUUACUUUUUUUAGUACAAACUUGUUUACAUAUCAAGAUGCCAAAUUUAUACUAUGUCUUUAUUUAUACACUAUUUUUACUAUUUAUUACUUUUACUAUUUGAUUAUGUGCCAUUUUCUGUAGUGUGACUACUUUAGCUUUAAACAUGCAAUAUUAUUUUUUCAAUUUGAUUAUUUCCUUAUUUUAUAAGUGAAUAAAUUUUUUAUAACCUU
This is a messenger RNA of Galleria mellonella (greater wax moth), 1286 nucleotides long. RefSeq lists its product as uncharacterized. The transcript is spliced from 5 exons. Bases 107 to 1060 code for a protein of 317 amino acids. NCBI's taxonomy places the organism in Eukaryota, Metazoa, Arthropoda, Insecta, Lepidoptera, Pyralidae. The record is from RefSeq and is a predicted model, not a curated record.